Molecule: messenger RNA, 2460 nt
Organism: Petromyzon marinus (sea lamprey)
Lineage: Eukaryota; Metazoa; Chordata; Hyperoartia; Petromyzontiformes; Petromyzontidae
Source: RefSeq, a predicted model, not a curated record
GUGAGUGAGUGUGUGAGUGUGCGUGAGUGUGUGAGUGUGCGUGAGUGAGUGCGUGUGAGUGUGCGUGAGUGAGCGUGCGUUAGUGCGUGAGUGCGCGCGAGGCCUCGGCGGUGUCUCUCCGGCGAUGUCGUCGCUGUUGUCCGACCGCGGACGCCGCUGCAGCGCCCGCGGCCACACUCGUUCCGUGCUGGCUGCGCUCGACGCACAGCGCCACGCCGCCUCCACCGCCUCCGCCUCCACCGCCACCGCCGCCUCCGCCGCCGCCUUCUCGGCGUCUCUGUGCGACGUGCGACUCCGCGCCGGCGCCCGCAGUUUCCCGGCUCACCGCGCCGUCCUCGCCGCCUGCAGCGACUACUUCAGGGCGAUGUUCAGCAUCUCGAUGCUGGAGAGCGGAGCCGAGGAGAUCUCUCUCAAGGGGAUCAGCGCCCUGGGUCUUCAGCACGUGCUCGACUUUGCCUACACGGGGCAGAUCGUCCUGGACCCCAAGAACAUCCAGGAUGUUCUUUCCGCUGCUAACCACCUGCAGUUCCUGGAGAUCCUGCAACUCUGCUCAAACUACCUUGCCCAGGAGGUGACGCUGGAGAACCUGGAGUUCAUGCACUGGCUCGCCGACACGUACAGCCUGCCGGGCCUGCAGACGGCGCUCGCUCGCUUCGUGGAGCGCAAUCUGCGCUCGCUGCUGCGCUCACGCCCCCUCCAUGUGAUGGCGCUGCCGCUGUCGCUGCUCGGCGCCGUGCUGCGCAGCGACUCGCUCACGAACUUCUCGGAGCUGGACCUCUUCUUGCUCACAUUGCGCUGGCUGUCUCACGACCCCACGUCGCGCCUGCCCCGCGCCAGCGAGGCGCUGUCGUGCGUCCGCCUCGCCCUGCUCGACCCGGUGGUGCUCCGGGCGAUGGUGCUGCCCCGAGCCAUCGCCAUGGACGACGCCAACGGCAACGGCCCCGCCGACGCCGGCGAAACCGGCGCCGGCGGCACCGGCGCGGCGACCAACAACAACGCCGCCGUCGCCGCCAGAAACGGCGCCCGCAACACCGAAGGAGCAACGGGCGAGAACCGGGGCGGCGGUGCGACGCGCUUCCCUGUCUCGUCGUCACCCUCCUCCUCAUCGUCGUGCCGUCUGCUGGUGGAGGAGGCGCUGGCGUACCACGCCCACGAGCACGCCCAGCCCGUGCGGCAGACGGCGCAGUCGCGGCUACGUCACCGCGGGAUGGUGCUGCACGUGGUCGGAGGCAAGAAGCGCGACGCCAGCAAAGCGUCCGAGAUCCGCUACCUCAUCCGGACGAGGACGCGACCGGUGGGCGACGGCUUCGGCCGCCAGGGCAGCAGCGAUGCUGACGGCGGCGGCGACGACGAAGACGACGACGACGAUGAGCGUGCUGACGACGACGACGAGGAAGAGGGCGGCGGCGGCGGCUCCAGAGGUGUGGACGUCGGUCUGGGGCGGGUGAGGGAGACAAGAGGAGGUGGCGGCCGUGGUGGUGGUGCUACUGGAUUUGGAGGUGCAGCUGUACCCGGAGGGGCGUGGGAGUGGCGGGACCGCGGUUGCCUCAUAAGCGGCCGCAGCCACCACAGCGUCGCGGUGCUGGGCGGCUUCCUCUUCGUAGCGGGGGGGGAGGUGGACCACCGCGCCGUGCGAGACGUCUACCGCUACGACCCGCGCAGCAACACCUGGAUAAUGGUGUCCUCCAUGCGGAACUGCCGCGAGCACUUUGUCCUAGGGGCGCUGGGCGGCCAGCUGAUGUCCGCCGGCGGGCGUAACGAGCUGCGCCAGGUGCUGCCCACGGUGGAGCGCUACUCCCCCGAGGCCGACACGUGGAGCUUCGUGCGCCCCUUCGACCGCUCGCUCUCCUGCCACGCCGGGUGCGUGGCGGACGGGCGCCUCUGGGUGUCGGGUGGCGUCACGAACACUGCCCAGUACCAGAACUCGCUGCUGGUUUACGACCCCGCGCUGGAUGUGUGGGCCGCGUGCAGCGCGAUGCCCCAGAGGCGCGUCUAUCACUCGAUGGCGGCGGUGUGCCGCCGGCUCUACGUCCUCGGAGGCAACGACCUGGACCACAACAACGACCGCGUCAUGGUGCGGCACAUCGACCGCUACUGCCUGGACACCGACCAGUGGACGCGCUGCACCGCCGCUCUCAGCACAGGUCAGAAUGAAGCCGGAGUCGCAGUGCAUGCUGGGAAAAUCUACCUGGUCGGCGGCUACUCCAUUCUCAUCAAUGAGCCCCUCGCAUCGGUCCAGAUCCUGGACGUGUUUGCUGGACGGGCGGAGCAGGGGGAGCUGGGCGGCGAGCGCCUUCUCACUGGGCCCGCUCUGCCCUUCGCCUCCAAUGGCGUCUCCGCCUGUUUCCUGCCCCGACCCAUCGCUUGCAAACCCCACAGCCUGUGGUAGUAGAGACACGGGGGAGACUUGGAGGAGACACGAGGGAGACACGGGGGAACAUGGGAGACACAGCGGAGACA